CGCGCAAUGAAGACUACACCUACGAAGGAGCUGCUGACAAAGAUGCUAGAGAUAGAGGAGAGCCAAGAGCGCCUAAAGCAGGAGAUGUCUAAGUUCAAGGUAUCCACAGGGCUUAGGCAGCGUUCACAUUCGAGAAACAUCUGCGAGGAAGCUCUAGGGUGGAGGAAAAUCGGCGCCAACUCAGUGCGGAAUAAGAACCGUAUCCAUGACUCGAUCAGUUUAAGAGAUGGAGUUAGUGGAGGAACAGGACCAUCGGCUGGGAAGUUCACGCAUAAGCAGUAUUUGAACAUUGUGCAGUCCAUGGGACAAUCUGUUCAUGCCUUCGAUCUCAAAAUGCGAAUUAUAUUUUGGUGAGUAAGAGGGCGGCCCUGAUAUUAGGAAGCUCUAGA
Brassica napus (rape) is the source of this 389-nucleotide messenger RNA. RefSeq lists its product as uncharacterized. The transcript has a single exon. Bases 7 to 354 code for a protein of 115 amino acids. Lineage: Eukaryota; Viridiplantae; Streptophyta; Magnoliopsida; Brassicales; Brassicaceae. The record is from RefSeq and is a predicted model, not a curated record.